CUGCGAUAUGCACUACUACGUACUAACUUCUCCUAUUAAAACUCUCGUAUCAUAUUCCACAUCCGCGCGACGUCUACUUACCAUGUAGAAACCGGACACAUUGAUGUUAAUUAAGGAUUAUUCAAAAAGUGAUAAUUAUGACAAGCAAUAUUUUAUUUAAUUAUAAUGGGUUCGAAAAAGCGCGUGCAUAGAUCGCCCGUGAUAGCCAGCAUAUCAGAGAGAUGGACAUACAGAAGCAGCACUUGUGCCCGAGACUGGUGGACUAUCUCACUAUCGUCGGAGCCAAACCUUACACUUCGGGGAAGGGACUCGCCCCCGUACAGGCUCCUGAACUCCUACGCCGUUACCCACUGACCAACCACGAUGACUUCCCGCUGCCCCUGGACAUGGUCUACUUCUGCCAGCCCGAAGGCUGCGUGUCUGUGGGAGCGCGCCGCGCCCCCGGACACUCGGCCUCCAGGGAUUCCUCGUCAUUCGUUUUCACUCUCACUGAUAAGGAUUCUGGUAAAACCCGAUAUGGCAUCUGCGUCAACUUCUACCGCGCGGUGGAACGCGCGCCGACGCCGGGGACGCGGGAACGCAGCAUGAUGCGACGCGAGUCAUGGCGGAAAUCCAUGGAGAAGAGCUCUGACUCCGCCUUCUCCAGUGACUAUAGGAGCAGCAAUGUGGCGCCGAGCGACUCGGAGCGGGACUGCAGCGCGACGCUGGCGCCGCGAGUCGCCGCCGCAGACUCCGAGAGCGGCGGCUCGCACUCGCCUAGUCCGCGCGCCGCAAGGAAACGACAGCGAAUUCGGAAUCAUUCCCUGACAUCGCUGUGCCUCCUGUCGCACCACCCUUUCUUCUCCACAUUCCGAGAGUGCCUAUUUAUUCUAAAGAAGUUAAUAGAUGCGUGCAACGAGUCUUCCAGUCCACGGCGCGUCGGGGCGUCGAGACAAAUAUUUAGGGAUACGGUUUGGUCUGUGCUCACCGGGCAGGCCUACGACAACACACCUACAAUAGUUCUCCAUGACGUGAAAGAGAUUGAGACCUGGAUUCUCCGUCUCCUUUCCGCGCCGGUUCCGGUGCCCGGCAAGACGCGAAUUGAAUUAGAAGUGUUGUCGCCCACUGCGCACGCGCCGCUCCUCUUCGCGCUGCCAGAUCAUACAAGAUUCGCGCUUGUCGACUUUCCUCUACAUUUACCUUUGGAACUUUUGGGUGUGGACACGUGUCUCAAAGUGCUGACGCUCAUCCUACUAGAAAACAAAGUGGUAGUUCAAUCUCGCGACUACAAUGCCCUUUCGAUGUCGGUCAUGGCGCUAGUAGCCAUGUUGUACCCUCUGGAGUACAUGUUCCCGGCUAUCCCCCUACUGCCCAGCUGUAUGAGUUGCGCUGAACAACUGCUAUUGGCACCCACACCCUUUCUUAUUGGAAUACCCGCCACGUUCUUCACUUAUAAAAAGAGUUUUAGAUUACCCGACGACAUCUGGCUCGUAGAUUUGGAUGCAACAAAACUAAUUUGUCCCACUGGAAAUGACCAAGAUUUGCCCCCAUUGCCCGAACCUGAAGGUUCAGUACUCAAAAACCACUUAAAACAGGCUCUGAACAGUUUGACGAACACUACUGCGGAGCAAGCUUCGGCAUUACUGAUGCCGUCCAGAAGAGACAGUGUAGGGGGAGCCACGUUGAAGGUUCAACCUGCAUCAUUCCGGUCGUCUAGUGAUGGGGCACAAUCGGCCCCCCACAGCACUCCGGAAAGCCGGCGCGUCUCCAUCGGCGGGGGGGCGGUGAGUGCGGGGCACACGCCUCAGAGGAUGUCCUUAGCGUCCCCGCACCAGGCGCAGCCCUUCAACCCACUCAUUUACGGCAACGAUGUGGACUCCGUCGAUAUUGCUACUCGCGUCGCUAUGGUUCGAUUCUUUAACUCCCAGAACAUUUUGGCAAAUUUCAUGGAACAUACACGAACGCUGCGGUUGUACCCAAGGCCCGUGGUAGCUUUUCAAAUCAACAGUUUCCUACGAUCGCGGCCUAGAACUACGUCUUUUCUCAACAAAUUUGCGAGAACACAGGCUGUCGAGUUUCUAGCGGAAUGGUCACUUACCCCUUGCAACGUGGCGUUCUUGCGCGUACAAACAGGCGUAUUCGACCCGCGACAGAUCGGAGAUAAACCCAAGUGGUUCGCGGACUCCUUGCAACCAAUCCGCUUCGCCGUAUGGGAUGACGGCAGCUCGCUCAAUGGCGCCUUGAGGCAACUACAGAGGCAUGAGAACCAACCUACAGAUGAGAGUGGUUCAGAUUCCGAAGCUGCAGAAAGUACAAGUUCCUCGUAUUCAUCCCUCAGCGACUUCGUAUCAGAAAUGGUUUCGUCUGAUCUGUCACCAGGUGGCAACCCACAUCAACAACAUGUUAUUGGGGAAACAUACAGCGCUGUAGUUCAAGUUCCGAUGACGCUAUCUUCUUCUUUGGAUCCUAAAACGGUGUACAGCCCGCCGUCAUCGCUUAUGUUCGGCGGACGGUCUCCUCCGGCGGAGCGUGCUUCCACAUCGCCAUCUCCUUCCGUGUCUAGCUCCGAGCACAGCGAACUGUCGGACGACGAGCCGCCCGCCGACACGCAGCACGACCACGUGCUGCCUGUCAAGAAGAGCGACACGGACAGCGGUAGCUUCGGGCGAGAGUCUGACUCAAACUCGACGACGACGCCGAAGACGGUGGUGAGCCGCGCGCGGGCGGCGGACAGCGGCAGCACCAGCGACUCGGAGCGCGCCCUCACUCCCUCGCACAGGCACUCGCACGCUAAGAAUACCAGCAGUGGCGUAUCGCGCCAGGCGUCGCAGACGUCUCUCUUGGAGCAGUUCGCGGCGCAGGCCAAGGAGCUGGUGCGGGAAACCACGCGGCAGAGCAGCCAGGAGGGACUGCUCGCACACAUGGACAAGCUGACACUUCACGCAAAGAAAGCGGCAGAAGAGGCAUCUAAAAGUAUGCAAGAAGCGUCCAAAACGGCGCUGGAAGCAAGUAAGACUGCCACUGCGGUUAGCAAGAACACCUUUGAAGACCUCACGUAUGUUAGCAAGUCCACCUUCGGAGACCUCACAAAAAGCGCGAAAGAAGUCGCUGCAAAGAAGGGACUUCUAAUUAAGGGCGAAAGUCAAGAUUCAAACGGCAGCGGUAACCGACGCGACUCGACGGCCCUUCAAACCACUAAUCUGCUUGCGACUACGCAUCGUGAUUUUUUCUCCAACAUCAGUUCAGAUUUAAAUGGACUAGCAGCCUCCACAUCUAGCAUGUUUAGUGACUUCUUCGGCUCUAAAGGCAAGCAAGCGAAACCGGCGGAGUCUCCUCGCGGCGUAUCGGGGUCGACAUCGGCAUCGUUCGGUCCGUUCUCUCAGGGGGCCCGCGGUCUGGUGCAGCGCUCGCCGCUCAUCCGCCACACGUCGCCCAACACGCCGCCACACGUUGCUCAGACGCGCCCAAAUGCCAACUCCGAGAACCAAGCCUUUCUCAACGAUCUCGUGCAACAUGUCCUGGAGGGCGAAGGUGUCGGCUGGUUAAAGUUGAACAGGCUGAAGAAGCUGAUGGAGGACGAGUCCUACCGAAACAUGGUGCUCAGCAAAUUGAAUAGAAACUUCAACCGCAAAUCAACGCCUAAUGACAAAGUCGAUGAUGUGUUCGUAAGCAAGCCGGUGUGGAAAGGCAUGUUGAAAGUUCUUCAGGCUGUGGUUCACGGACUAGAGCACACAUAUUCUAAUUUCGGUCUGGGGGGAAUGGCGUCGGUGUUCCAACUAGCAGAGAUGGCACAUACGCAUUACUGGAGCAAGGAGUUAGCUAGCUUGGACCCAGGCAUGGGCGGUUCUGCGCUCUCGGACUAUAGACACGAUUUGGACACGCCCUCAUCUUCGCCAUCUUCAAGAAAGAGUUCGCAAGCGGAUGUCCCCAUUGUCAAUUAUCCUGACAUGGAUUCAGCCGAAGUUCAAAGUACCACAGAGAUGUUCAAAGACAUGCUCAACCAGAAAAGAAACCUUCUCUUCAGCAAGCUGACUUCCUUCGACUCAGACGCGGCGCCGUCGUCCGACUGUUCAGGCGACGAGAGCGGCUCGAUCACCACCAACCGAGCCAAUCUCUUCGACCACCGCGCCUCCUUUAAGUCCAACCUCUCUGAUACUGACGUCAUGUUCCUAAAUGUGGGUCGCAACAGCGGGCCCGGCAAGCCCCGGGCGGCCAGCGUGUUUUCCUCCAAGUCCUCCUUGAGCGGGUACCGGCCGCCUGUGACCGGGCCCGUCACCUCGCCAAUCACCUCACCCGACACUGCCAGGACCUACCUCUAUCAAGGACUUAUUGGCAAAGAAAGGUCCAACUUAUGGGACCAAAUGCAAUUCUGGGAGGACGCUUUUCUUGAUGCCGUGAGUCAGGAACGUGACAUGAUUGGAAUGGACCAGGGAGCUAAUGAGAUGAUGGAACGGUACAAGUGUCUGAGUGAGACGGAGAGAAAACGCCUCGAGCACGAAGAGGACAGACUGCUUUCGACUGCUCUCUAUAAUUUAGCUGCAGCCAUGGUACUUUUUGGUGUGGAAGCGGAUAUUAUAAGGAACAAAGUGCGGCGAUUACUCGCCAAAAGUCAUAUCGGACUUGUGUACAGUCAGGAAGUCAAUCACCUGCUCGACGUUGUCCAUACUCUGCACGGCAAUGACAUUGAGCUGAAGCCGCUGGGGUCGCGUCUACUGCGGCGCGCCACCUUCACCGUGCACGAGGCGGACGCGGCCGGCGAGCUGCGCUUCAUGGAGGUCCGCGACGACGGCCUCAUACUGCGCUCCACGCAAGGUACAAUCGUGGAGCGAUGGUGGUACGAGAGGCUGGUGAAUAUGACGUACAGUCCGAAGAUACGGGUGUUGUGCCUUUGGAGGAAAAAUGGCGGGCAGACGCAAUUACAUAAAUAUUACACAAAGAAGUGCAAAGCCCUGUACUACUGCAUCAAGGAGGCGAUGGAGAAGAGCGGGCGCAGACAGGACGCAGCCGAGCUCGGCGGCGAGUUCCCCGUGCAGGACUGCGCUUCGGGCGAGGGCGGCCUCAUACAGGUGUGCAUGGAAGGCGUCGGGCUUCUGUUUCAUCACAGCAAGUUUUUUGUGCGGCUCGAUCAUAUUCGAAAAUGCUUCACACAAAACGGCGGUAUCUUCGUUUUAGAAGAAUUUAAUCCAAAGACCAGACAAAUAAUUCAAAGGAAGUACAAAUCUAUAAUGGCGGAUCAAAUAUGCUACGCGGUAUUAUGCGUGUUCUCGUACUUCGCCGCGGGACAGGAGCAGAAGAAGGCCAUCCUGGAGCAGGCGUCGCGUGUGCCCCCCUCCCCCGCGUGCCCCGCGCCCCCGCCCACGCCCGCGCGCCCGCUCUCCCCCGCGCCCGCGCGUCGUACGCUCACUGACACCGAAACCUCGCCCAAAACGAAAACCAGCCCUCUGGCGGAACGUCGGUCUCCAGUGAAUCGCGCAGUGGAGUCGCGGGGAAGCAUUUCAGUAGAGAGUACUGUACCUCCAGAGAGCCACAACAAGAGUGUGGCAGAUAGUCAUAGCAAGAGUAUGGCAGAAAGCCAAGGCAGGAGUGUAGCGGAUAGUCAAGGGAGGAGUGUCGGGGAUAGUCAUAACAGGAGUAUGAUGGACAACCGCAGCAAAAGUUUCGCGAGCAGUGGGUUGGAACAAAGAAAGCAGUCUGACGCCUUCCCGGCGGAACGACACGACAGUGUAUCGCCCGGCAAACCAGAGGAGGCCAUUGUAGCGCAGGGUUCCCUGUCGCGGUCGGGCAGCACGCCGCCGCGCCGGCCGCCGCCGCCCGCGCCGUCCCCGCGCCUGGCGCGCGCGCACUCGCAGGCCGCGCCGCCGCGCCCCGCCGACCCGCCUUUGAUUCCACCUCGAACCGCUGGCGGGCGAACCCCGGGUCCGCCGCCCGCGCUUCCGCCACGGCAGAUGUCCGCCGCCGCUGACCUCGUCGGCUCGCCCAGAUCGGGAGCGAGUGUAGUGAACGCGCGGCGCGUGAGUGGCGCGGGGCUGGCGGGCGCGGCGCCCUUCGCCUCCACCAACCCCUUCACCUCUCCGCGACACGCAGAGUUCGUCAUCCCGCAGAGAAACAACUCCCGAAGAUCCUCUACUACCGAUCGAAACUAAAUUCUGUCUUUAAAAAUGACCACUGAUGCAAAUUAUUCUAUUUUACUGUUAUUAAAUAACAAAAUUAGAUAGGUAUGCCUACGUUAAAAGCUGUAAGAAAUAUGGAACAAAAUCACUGGUCAUUUCUAAAAAACACGACGCAUAGGUAGAUCGCUUACUGUCCCUGUAAUUUUGUACUCCUCAUAAGAGUUUGUGAUAUUUAACGGCCGCUGUAGAACACGAUGGCCUGCGCUGCGCGUGACCUGCACCUGUGUAGAUUGUUGUUGGCCAGACCUUAAUAAUGUGGAAUAUUUGUCUGAAGUAAUUUGUUAGGUGUUUUUAUUCUGUGAUCCUAAUUGUAGCUGAUUUGCCUAUCCUACUGUGUGUAUUUCACUUUCCGUUAACAGAUUAAUGUAGGUACUUAAAGUUAUCGUAAGUAAAUUGAUGUAUAAAAUAUUUUUUUUUAUUUUAUUAUAACUACAGAUUACUUUUUCCUGUAAGUGAACCAAAAAAAUUAAAUCGAAUGAAUCUUAUCAUCCCAUACAUGCCUUUAUAUUUGCAAUGACUUAAAUGCGUAAAAUAUUAUACUUACUUAAUAAUUUACGGUAUCUUUAACAUCAUUAUAUCAUCACUUGUUCACAAUUUUAGGCAUUUUUCUAUUGUUUUAAAGAAUACUGAAUUUGAUGAAUUGUUCAUAACAUAUAUACCUCUACUAAAAAUCAGAUUAUCAUAACAACCUUAUUAUGACAUAAUGCAUUUAUUUUCCCUUUUUAUUAAACUUUCAUUACCCGCAAGAAAAUAAUUUAUUUUACAUUCCUCGUCUCAGAGAAUAUAAAUAUAUUUAUUUCAACUAUAUAUAGUUGAAUUUCAAUUAUUUUUUUAUAUUUUACGCAGAUAAAUGACAAUGUGAUAACUUUAAUAUUUAAAUACCGGAAUGCUACUAAUUUGUUAUGUAGAGAUCAUUUUAGAUUAUUUGAUUGUACUAUACAACCCCAACCCAAAAACGAAUAAACUGUUAUAAGUAUUAUCUAAUUAGUAUGUAUUAAUAUCAUCAACAAAGCGUCAGGGUUUACCUAAAUGUAAAGAUCUAAAGAGUUAUUUUAUUGGAACAAUAAAGACUAUAGUCAUGAGUUAAAAUUA
This is a messenger RNA of Amyelois transitella, 7241 nucleotides long. RefSeq names its product MAP kinase-activating death domain protein (gene Rab3-GEF). NCBI's taxonomy places the organism in Eukaryota, Metazoa, Arthropoda, Insecta, Lepidoptera, Pyralidae. The record is from RefSeq and is a predicted model, not a curated record. The transcript is spliced from 38 exons. Gene Ontology annotation, cellular component: cytosol. Gene Ontology annotation, biological process: regulation of Rab protein signal transduction; regulation of apoptotic process. Gene Ontology annotation, molecular function: guanyl-nucleotide exchange factor activity. The coding region runs from base 222 to 6122 and encodes 1966 amino acids.